Elaeis guineensis (African oil palm) is the source of this 3275-nucleotide messenger RNA. RefSeq lists its product as uncharacterized. The record is from RefSeq and is a predicted model, not a curated record. Gene Ontology annotation, molecular function: oxidoreductase activity; methyltransferase activity. Lineage: Eukaryota; Viridiplantae; Streptophyta; Magnoliopsida; Arecales; Arecaceae.
ACUUAUGAGUCGCAUUUCCCGUGCUCCACUACCUCACCUUACACGAGGGCGGUGUGUAGGGUUUUGUUUGGAGGGUAACAUGAAGGGCUUUGAUGCUCGUUAAACUGCUCGUUCCCAGUCUCCACCUACCUUAUCCCACACUGCAUGUUUUUUCUUUUCUUUCCUCCUUCAAUAAUUAUCUUAUCCUUGUGAAGCCCCCAACGGAAGCCUGGGAUUUAGUUCGUCUUGCUCUUUCUCACCCAAUCCCCCGUCACCAUUAGAUAGUAGAUUGUGUUUCCCUGGUCUUCUUGUGUUGGUUGUGCGAGAGCGAGAAGGCUUCAGUUCGUUUCUCGGCUCUCUUUGUUUUAUCUUAAAAGAUUAGUGUGUGUGUGGUGCGAUAGAGAAAGAGAUAACGGAAAUGCGGGUGGCCAUCGUGGGAGCAGGGAUCAGUGGGUUGGUGUCGGCCUACGUGCUGGCCAAGGCCGGGGUAGACGUGGUGCUCUAUGAGAAGGAGGACUAUUUGGGCGGUCAUGCUAGGACUGUAAACUUCGAUGGCGUCCACCUGGAUCUGGGGUUCAUGGUCUUCAACAGGGUGACUUAUCCUAACAUGAUGGAGUUCUUUGAGAGCCUUGGGGUCGACAUGGAGAUAUCUGACAUGUCAUUCUCCGUAAGCUUGGACGAGGGUAAAGGUUGCGAGUGGGGAAGCCGCAAUGGAUUGGCCAGCUUGUUUGCACAAAAAAGUAAUGCUAUCAAUCCCUACUUUUGGCAAAUGCUUCAAGAAAUUUUCAAGUUCAAACAUGACGUCAUCAAGUACCUUGAUGAGCAUGAAAACAACCCUGAUCUGGACCAUGAUGAAACAUUGGAGCAUUUCAUUAAGUCGCAUGGAUACUCUCAGUUAUUUCAGAAAGCUUAUCUUGUUCCGAUCUGUGCUUCUAUCUGGUCAUGCCCUUCAGAAGGAGUAAUGAGCUUCUCUGCAUUUUCUGUGCUUUCAUUUUGCCGUAAUCACCAUCUUCUUCAGCUAUUUGGCCGCCCACAAUGGCUUACUGUCAAGCAGCGAUCACAUUGCUAUGUUAGAAAGGUAACAGGAGAACUAGAGAGCAGGUACUGUCAAAUUAGAACAGGAUAUGCAGUGCAGUCUGUCUUAAGUAUUGAUGGAGGUUGCUGUGUGGUAGGAGAAGACCAGUCAAAGGAAACAUAUGAUGGAUGCAUAAUUAGCAUACAUGCACCAGAUGCUUUGAAAAUUUUAGGGACACAAGCAACAUAUGAGGAAUCAAGGCUACUUGGUGCUUAUCAAUAUGUAUACAGUGACAUAUAUCUUCACCAUGACAAAAGUCUGAUGCCCCAAAACCCAUCAGCAUGGAGUGCCUGGAAUUUUCUUGGGACCACAAACAAUGGUGUAUGUGUUACAUAUUGGCUCAAUGUGCUUCAGAAUCUUGGUUCUACCAAUAUGCCUUUUCUUGUGACUCUAAAUCCUUAUUUCGUUCCUGAACAUAUCUUGCUUAAAUGGACCACUAGUCAUCCCAUUCCAUCAGUUGCAGCCUCAAAAGCUUCUCUUGAGCUAGAGAAAAUUCAGGGAAAAAGAGGAAUUUGGUUUUGUGGAGCAUAUCAGGGUUUUGGGUUCCAUGAGGACGGAGUGAAGACUGGAAUAGUUGCUGCUAACAGUGUGCUUGGAAAGGACUGUGUUAUUUUGAGAAACCCAAGACAUAUGGUACCUUCAUUGGUGGAAACUGGAGCACGACUUAUAGUUACUAGAUUUCUUGAAAAAUAUGUCGCAACUGGUUGUUUGACAUUGCUAGAAGAAGGUGGCACUAUUUUUGUUUUUGAAGGAACCAACAAGAAAAGUUGUGUAAAAUCUAUUCUGAAAAUUCAUGAUCCACUGUUCUACUGGAAGGUUGCUACAGAAGCUGAUUUAGGCCUUGCAUAUGCAUACAUAAAUCGGUACUUUUCUGUUGUUGAUGAGCAAGAAGGUCUCCUGGAUCUUUUUAUGAUUCUAAUUGUUAACAGGGAUCUGAAUUAUUCCUGCAAAAGCAAAACUAGAAGGGGCUGGUGGACACCUAUACUUUUUACAGCUGGUCUUCAAUCAGCUAGAUACUUUUUACGCCACAUCUCCAGGCAUAAUGCUGUAGCCCAAACUCCCAAGAACAUCUCCCGUCAUUAUGAUCUGAGUAAUGAAUUCUUCUCUCUAUUUUUGGAUGAGACAAUGACAUACUCUUGUGCAAUUUUUAAGAUGGAGAAUGAAGACUUAAAAGUUGCUCAGCUACGCAAAAUCUCUCUUUUGAUUGAAAAGGCUAGAAUCAAGGCCAAGCAUGAAAUUCUUGACAUUGGUUGUGGUUGGGGAAGUCUGGCAAUAGAAGUCGCAAGGCAAACCGGUUGCAAGUAUACAGGAAUCACGUUGUCUGAAGAACAACUAAAGUUUGCAAAAAGAAGAGCACAGGAGGCUUGUCUGGAGGACCGUAUUACUUUCCUGCUAUGUGAUUACCGCCAACUACCAUGUUACCAAAAAUACGACAGGAUUAUAUCCUGUGAGAUGAUUGAAGGAGUUGGUCAUGAAUACAUGGAAGAGUUUUUUGGCUGUUGUGAAUUACUGCUGGCUGAAGAUGGCUUAUUUGUCUUACAGUUCAUCUCCAUCCCAGACGAACGGUACGAUGAAUAUAGGAGAAGCUCUGACUUCAUAAAGGAGUACGUUUUUCCUGGAGGAUGCAUUCCUUCUUUGAGCAGAAUAACUUCAGCUAUGGCUGCCACAUCAAGAUUCUGUGUAGAGCACGUGGAAAAUAUUGGCAUCCAUUACUAUGAAACAUUGAGAUGCUGGAGGAAUAACUUAAUGCAAAAUAAAUGUAAAAUUCUUGCCUUGGGAUUUGAUGAGAAGUUCAUACGCACCUGGGAAUAUUAUUUUAUAUAUUGUGCAGCUGGUUUUAGAUCACGUACACUUGGAAACUAUCAGGCCGUGGUAUCACUUGUAGCGCACACGCACGCAAAGCUAGGUCCAAUCUGUAUCUAACAAAUUCAUUUAUUUCACUUUAUUUCUUUCAACACGGUAUUCCUGUUUUAUUUUUUCAGCAUUUAAAUCACUACGUUGAUCCUCUGCUUAUUGGUGUAAUAAUUAUUUCUAUCAUUUAAUGGUGCAGAUGGUAUUUUCUCGUCCUGGUAACCUGACAGCUUUAGGUAGUUUGUACACUGUUCGAUCUGAUUGUUCAUAGUAAAUUCAAAUAUUUGGUUGUAAGAUCAUAUCUGUCUCAAAUCAUUAGUUUCACUGGCAGCUUCUGAGGUUCAACAAUCAAAGGUUUGGAUUAACAUCA